CAACUCACCUUUCUGCAGGUCCCAACGAUGUCGGCACCUUUUGAGGAUGAUAUUUAUGACGAUCUCUACGGUGACAGUGCCGAUACGAAGGAUGCUGUAUCCCAAGAGCCCUCGCCGAUAGAGGAACGGGCAGAAAGUGCAACGGCACCGCCCGCAGCGCAAGAAAAGCCUCAGGCGACUGGAGAAAGCUCACUGCCCGCGAAGCCUACUACUGCAGGCGAGCUAUCGUACUCGGCGCAGAUAGCGCAGCAAUUUUCGGCGUACAAGCAGACUCCCGCUCAGGAGCGACAACAGCGCCCUGCAUUGCACGACGAUACUGACGCGGUAGAUGUCUCGCCGCAUGACCCAAGUUUAGGGCGUCGACCGGUCAGGCCGUCGGAGAUGAAGGACGAAGGCAAACUCUUCGUCGGCGGUCUCAGCUGGGACACCACAGAUGAAGGUUUGCGAAAGUACUUCUCAGAAUUCGGCGAGGUCGAGGAUUGUACUAUCCUCCGCGAUCACGACGGGAGGUCUCGUGGCUUUGCCUUCCUGACAUUCAAGGAUCCGUCAUCUGUAAAUGCCGUCAUGUGCCGAGAACAUGUACUCGAUGGCAAAUCUAUUGACCCCAAACGGGCAAUUCCUCGAGAGGAGCAUCUCCGCAACACGCGCUACUUCGUAGGAGGUUUGUCGCAUGCGACGACGUCGGAGACCAUGCGAGCAUUCUUCUCCACAUUCGGCAAAGUGGUAGAUUGCACGGUUAUGGUUGACAGAGAGUCGGGCCGAUCGAAGGGUUUCGGUUUCGUGACGUUCGAAGAUGCCAGCAACACGGACCAGCUUGUUGGCCGUGCUGACCUCGUACUCGACGACAAACAAAUUGAAGUGAAGGUCGCGCAGCCUCGUAACCAGCGAGAUCAAGCACGGACUGGCAGAACUGGCCAAGAGGGGUCUUAUGAGACAGUGCCGUCACCCGGCAUGAGCUUCGCUGCCCCUCCGCAGCCCACCAUGAAUCCUCAAAUGUCAAUGAUGUACCAGCGCAUGAUGAACCAGAUGCCCAUGAUGGGCGGCAUGUCCUCCAUGGGCAUGAACCCGAUGGGAAUGGGAAUGGGAAUGGGCAUGGGCAUGGGCAUGGGCAUAGGCGGUGGCUUUAAUGGCGGUGCCAGCGGUAUGUCUAAUGCAGCGAUGCCUAUGGGCACUGCGAGCCCACCGAUGAACGACUUCUCUGGCAUGGGUGGUAUGGGCGGCGGCAUGAUGGGCGGGAACAUGCGCAUGGGUAUGGGCCCGAUGGCGAUGAAUCCGAACAUGAACAUGAUGCGCCCAUUCAUGAACAACGCGGGUGGCAUGAUGCGGGCGGGCAUGGGUGUGGGAGGGAUGGCACCGAUGAUGCGAGGGCGAGGAGGCCCAAUGGUCAGCGCGGCGGGUGUAGGCCCUAUGAGAAAUGCAGGUCGGGGACAUCACGGAUACCAUCCCUAUGCACGUUAACAUACUGAUACAUUCCUUGUAUUUAUUAUAUCUAACACAUCUCCUAACGGCGUGGUAUCGUAGAGUGCGAUAA
This is a messenger RNA of Postia placenta MAD-698-R-SB12, 1531 nucleotides long. RefSeq lists its product as hypothetical. The coding region runs from base 28 to 1458 and encodes 476 amino acids. The transcript has 7 exons. Gene Ontology annotation, biological process: regulation of gene expression. Gene Ontology annotation, cellular component: nucleoplasm. Gene Ontology annotation, molecular function: RNA binding. Lineage: Eukaryota; Fungi; Basidiomycota; Agaricomycetes; Polyporales; Adustoporiaceae. The record is from RefSeq and is a predicted model, not a curated record.